GAUGUAACCAAACCGGAAGCGGGAAGUAUUUUUUCAUAACAGAUCGGACGGAUUUGGGAUUAUUUAUGCCACUCAAAGAUCAAUCAAACUCGACCAACAUGAAGCCAGCGGUAGACGAAAUGUUUCCCGAAGGAGCUGGACCUUAUGUAGACCUUGAUGAGGCAGGGGGAAGCACCGGGCUUCUAAUGGACUUGGCUGCAAACGAAAAAGCAGUCCAUGCGGACUUCUUCAACGAUUUUGAAGACCUCUUUGAUGAUGAUGAUAUCCAGUGAUGUCCAAGUUGUGCACGUUUGAAAAAUUUGUAAAUAAACACACAAAAAUAUUGAAAAUGUAAAAA
Messenger RNA from Anguilla anguilla (European eel), 337 nucleotides. RefSeq names its product COP9 signalosome subunit 9 (gene cops9). The record is from RefSeq and is a predicted model, not a curated record. The transcript has 3 exons. Gene Ontology annotation, biological process: negative regulation of protein neddylation. NCBI's taxonomy places the organism in Eukaryota, Metazoa, Chordata, Actinopteri, Anguilliformes, Anguillidae. The coding region runs from base 66 to 272 and encodes 68 amino acids.